Molecule: messenger RNA, 784 nt
Organism: Erpetoichthys calabaricus (reedfish)
Lineage: Eukaryota; Metazoa; Chordata; Cladistia; Polypteriformes; Polypteridae
Gene: ciao2b
Product: cytosolic iron-sulfur assembly component 2B
Exons: 5
Coding region: 62-538 (158 amino acids)
Biological process (GO): iron-sulfur cluster assembly
Cellular component (GO): cytosolic [4Fe-4S] assembly targeting complex
Source: RefSeq, a predicted model, not a curated record
GUUUCCGGCCGGUUGGUGCUUGUUUAUUUGACAGGGUGGUCUGUAUCAUCCGCGCACACAGAUGGCUGAAGGUACGCGGCUAGAGAACGUGAACCCGCUGAUUUAUCAGCGAUCUGGUGAGCGGCAGCUUACAGCAGAGGACGAAGACGAGGACUUUGUCGACCCUAUUGAUGACAGAGAGAUUUUUGAUUUAAUAAGAUCAAUUAAUGAUCCAGAACAUCCUCUGUCAUUAGAAGAAUUAAAUGUUGUGGAACAAAUGAGAGUGCAUGUGAAUGAUAAUGAAAGCACAGUAUCAGUUGAGUUUACCCCUACAAUUCCUCACUGCAGCAUGGCUACUUUGAUUGGUCUGUCAAUUAAAGUCAAACUUCUUCGAUCUUUACCAGAACGCUUCAAGAUUGAUGUACAUAUUUCACCUGGGACUCAUGCCUCUGAACAAGCAGUAAACAAGCAACUGGCAGACAAAGAAAGAGUGGCAGCAGCAUUAGAGAACACUCAUCUCCUGGAGGUUGUGAACCAGUGUUUGUCUGCAAGAGUUUAAUCUUGUUAUUCCAUUAAAUGUCAGCACAGCCUUGCUGUGUUUUUAUUUACUAUAAAUGUAGUUUCUUACAUUUCUUUUGUAAGAGAUGAUGGUUUGCUUUCUAGGAAGGUAUUUUAUUGCCCUUAUCAUUGAUUAAGAAUGAAGCACUGUACUUUUGCUUAGACAUUUGAGAAGUUCCUAGAUUUAAUAAACUAAUCUGUGUUAACUGGAAAUUGUUCCUUUUAAAUAAAAAAAAUUUUCUUAUUA